AUGCAACUUUAUCAGUUUAUUACUCUUGUGAGUACUUUAACUUGUCCUUUAUUGACAAAAAGUGAGAUCUCACCAGUUCUUAUAAAUAAAUUCGAAUUAGCUCAUCCUGGCUUUUUAACGCUUCUUCGUACAUGGACAUUAAAUUCAACAUCAUGGGGUUUAUUUAUUUCUUGUUUCAAUGCAAUUCCAGAAACUACAGACUCUGUUUACAGUGUACCUAAUAUAGGACAACAAUUAACAACACAGAUUAUACCAACACGUAUAACCAGUCAAAUAACAUGGCCGAACGGUAUCGUAUCAGCAGAUCCAUUAGUAGAAUAUUCUAUGAUUGUUCCAAGUGGUUUUCUUGUGCCUGGUAAAACUAACGGAAAUCUUUAUUUCAUCUCUGAAACUACUAUAACACCGUUAGUACCAAGUGAUAAAACAAAUUGGUUCUAUCAUGAUGCUGAAUUCAAAGAUAUGGACGGAGAUGGCUUUAUUGACAUAAUAGCGGGACGUGCAAAUGUUCCAUUAAUCGGUGCACCUAGAACUCAAUUAAUUUGGCUGAAAAAUCCAGGAAAUCGAACGAUAACUGGUCCUUGGAAACUUAACUAUUUACUAUCGGAUGGUGGACCAGAAAUUCAAGUACAAUUUGCCAUAGUUGAUUCCUUACAAGUUCUUUUUGCGAAUUCAUUUUUUGAAAGGAAACUUCAAAUGUUUUGGUCUGAUUCAGAUCCAUUUUGGAAUGAUACUACUAAAUUACAUGUACGUCAUAUUGACUAUGAACCACUUCCAUAUGCAUACGUGCAAUUAACCGUAGAUCUUAAUGGUGAUAAUAAACCUGAUCUACUUGUUACUGUCAAUGAUGAAUUUAAUGGUUCACUCAUUGCUUAUGAACUUCCACCUUCAGGUGAAAUUCGUACGGGAAACUUCGUAAAACAUAUUCUUGCAAGUGGAUUUAAACCACUAACACAAGCCAAAGGUCGAGGAGCACCAGGAGAAGGCAUUGCAAUUCAAUUUUAUUCUCUUGCUAUUCGGAAGAAACCAAUUUUAAUAUUGUCUGGUGAUGAUGAUGGUUGUGUCUAUUUGUUAGAAGCGAUUCAUGAUAAUGAUCCAUCGAAUUGGGAAUAUUCAACAACAAUAAUUCAUAAAUCUGAAAAAUCAACGAUUGGUCAAGUUACUGUUGAAGACGUUGACAACGAUGGAUAUCUAGAAAUGUUUGUACCUGCUUAUAAUGAAAACAUAGUAUACAUUUACCGAUUGAUGGAAAAAUAA
This is a messenger RNA of Rotaria socialis, 1254 nucleotides long. Lineage: Eukaryota; Metazoa; Rotifera; Eurotatoria; Philodinida; Philodinidae. The record is from the annotation of a GenBank genome assembly.